UUGUACGAGUUCUCUUAUAGGUCCUUGUUAGAGCUAGCUGAUAUGGAGAUUGAAAAGCUUGAUGUGGAAGCUUCUAUGGAGGAGAGUGGUGGAGUAGAGUCCUCUAGUGGAAAAGAGGCUCUAUUAUUAGCUUCAGACCUUUCUGAUAAUCUUGAUCUUGAUGAAGAUGAAAAGGAGAAAAACCAAGAAGAAGAGAGAAGCAAAGCUGAGUCUUCAACGAAGAAAAAGAAGAAGAAAAGUAAAAACAAGAAGAAGAAGAAGAAGAGUUCUCUUCAACAGACUGAUCCACCUUCAAUUCCUGUUAUUGAUCUCUUCCCUUCUGGAGAAUUCCCUGAAGGUGAAAUCCAAGAGUACAAGGAUGAUAAUUUGUGGAGAAUGACAUCUGAAGAGAAGAGAGAGAUGGAGAGGCUACAAAAGCCUAUAUACAACUCUCUGCGCCAAGCAGCAGAGGUUCAUCGUCAAGUUAGGAAGUAUAUGAGAAGCAUAAUGAAGCCUGGAAUGUUGAUGAUUGAUAUCUGUGAGACCUUAGAGAACACUGUUCGUAAGUUAAUAUCAGAGAAUGGUCUUCAAGCUGGUAUCGCCUUCCCUACAGGAUGUUCUCUUAAUAACGUUGCUGCUCAUUGGACACCAAAUUCUGGAGAUAAGACUGUUCUUCAGUAUGAUGAUGUGAUGAAGCUAGAUUUUGGAACACAUAUUGAUGGGUACAUUGUUGAUUCUGCUUUUACAGUUGCAUUCAAUCCUAUGUAUGAUCCUCUUUUAGCAGCCUCCCGUGAAGCAACAUACACCGGUAUCAAGGAAGCUGGGGUUGAUGUCCGACUUUGUGAUGUUGGUGCUGCAAUUCAGGAGGUCAUGGAGUCUUAUGAGGUAGAGAUCAAUGGAAAAGUCUACCAAGUGAAAAGUCUCAGAAACCUGAAUGGGCACAGCAUUGGGCGCUAUCAGAUACAUGCUGAAAAAUUUGUUCCUAACGUCAAAGGAGGUGAGCAGACAAAGAUGGAAGAGGGUGAACUAUAUGCCAUUGAAACUUUUGGAUCAACCGGGAAAGGAUAUGUGAGAGAUGACUUAGAAUGUAGCCAUUACAUGAAAAACUUCGAUGUGGGUCAUGUCCCUCUGAGGUUACCAAGAGCUAAACAACUCCUUGCAACCAUUAACAAGAACUUCUCCACUCUAGCCUUCUGCAGACGCUAUUUGGACCGUCUUGGUGAAACUAAAUACUUAAUGGCUUUAAAGAAUCUGUGUGAUUCUGGCAUCAUUGAGCCAUACCCUCCAUUGUGCGAUGUGAAAGGAAGCUAUAUUUCUCAGUUUGAGCAUACUAUCUUGCUGCGCCCAACUUGCAAAGAGGUUAUUUCCAAAGGAGACGAUUACUGAAAGUGGAGGCAAAUGUUUUGUUGUUUACUUGUAUUGUUCUUCACUAGUUUGUGUAAUAUUAUGGUUUCUUCCCUUUUAUAACAAGUUUGCCAGGUUUCUUUGGCUAGAAACACAGAACUUGAACCAUUGAAAGAAGCUCAACUUCCUCAAGUUUCUUAAAUCUGCUCAACUAUCUAUCAUUUGAAUCGA
Messenger RNA from Brassica rapa (field mustard), 1554 nucleotides. Its product is annotated as methionine aminopeptidase 2A. Gene Ontology annotation, cellular component: cytoplasm. The record is from RefSeq and is a predicted model, not a curated record. NCBI's taxonomy places the organism in Eukaryota, Viridiplantae, Streptophyta, Magnoliopsida, Brassicales, Brassicaceae. Gene Ontology annotation, molecular function: metalloaminopeptidase activity. Gene Ontology annotation, biological process: proteolysis.